Candoia aspera is the source of this 1265-nucleotide messenger RNA. RefSeq lists its product as uncharacterized. The transcript has 2 exons. NCBI's taxonomy places the organism in Eukaryota, Metazoa, Chordata, Lepidosauria, Squamata, Candoiidae. The record is from RefSeq and is a predicted model, not a curated record. Bases 43 to 1149 code for a protein of 368 amino acids.
GCCUGAAAAUGGGACAUUAGGCCUUCACUUAGGAUCAGGAAAAUGAUAAUGUUUUUCUACUUUAAAGGCUACUUUUGCUACUUCCUCUCAAAGUAUACAGAUUUUGCUGCUGCUCUGGAGCAUAUGGACCAUGGAAUUCGGGGUCGCCCCUGGCAGUUUCCUCAUCGGUAUCGCUAUGCCCGAGAAAAGAUGCCAUAUUAUGCCUAUCAUUGCAAGCCGAUAGGUCCACCAUUGCCCCUCUUUGUUAAAAAAAGGCUUCCAAGAUAUGGGUCCCAAUUUAUUCCACUGCACGGGUCAAAGUAUAUUUCCUCCAGGAGCAUUCCAGUCCAUGGCCAUGGAAUUUGGGUGACACCAUCCUCGCUGGCCCGUGUAGCUGGCUAUCAGCCACGGACCAUCCCCAGAGCCUCUGAAGCAUGCGCUAGCAAGUCCCCGAAAAUAAGAACAACCAGGAAUCUGAUGAGGUCAUGCACAGAUGGCUAUCAGUAUGCGCUGCAGACUACAAUUCCAUAUGAUGGCAUGACUAAAGGUCCGCAUGGCCCCAUUAACAAGGGCUCAUUACCAUGUGUAGCUCCUGAGCGUGUCCCUCGGAUGACUAAAGGUCCGGUGCUUUACUCCUCCAGAGAUCUGCACCCAACCUUAACCCAGAUCUCAUUACCAUGCAUUUCCAAAGGGCUGGCAUUCGAUGCAUCUCAGGAUCCCUUGCUUUGCUCCAGCAGGGAAGAGCUAGCCCAGAGGAGCCAAGGACCAGCACAAUAUCCAUCAAAGGGUACCCAGAGAAGCAAAGCCAGAGAUUCACAUCUCCCCGUGACCAAGGACCCACCCCAGCCUGAAGCAAAGGGCAGCCAGCCACGGGCCACGAAAGGCCCACGGCUAAUCGCAACGAAGGCCCCACGCUUCAGCGCCCUGACGGCUUCACGCUCUUUCCUGAAGCGGGGUGCCCGCUCCUUUCUAACAAAAACCUCCCAACCUAAUUUGGCCAAGGGCUCACAGUCAUCUCUAUCCAAAAAUUCUCGGCUCUCCUUGGCCAAGGGGUCUCAGCCCAGCCUUGUCCGUACGGCCACCUCCCCUGCCCCCAAGACGCUGUCCAAAAAUGUGAAAAUUUCAAGCACUGGGAAGAAAUAUUGCUCAGCGACCAAAUGGCCAUUUUGAAAGCAAGGGAGGGACCUUGCAGAAGGGCGUGUCUGCCAUCCAGAGGAUGGGGAGGAUUUUCUUUCUGCUAAGAAAUGAGCAACUUUGCAUUUCCCCAAGCUGAUACACAAGCUGGA